Molecule: messenger RNA, 1297 nt
Organism: Juglans regia (Persian walnut)
Lineage: Eukaryota; Viridiplantae; Streptophyta; Magnoliopsida; Fagales; Juglandaceae
Product: dirigent protein 22-like
Exons: 1
Coding region: 543-1127 (194 amino acids)
Source: RefSeq, a predicted model, not a curated record
UACAUCAUCUUAACCUUCAACAAAACGCCAGGUAGUGCUAGAGAAAUAACACUUCGAGCGAUAUGUGUUCGAACGAUUCCUUUCAAUUUUGCAUGGGAAACGAGCCAAAUCUUCUUCCUUUGGAAUUUGAAGGAGGUUGUUCAUUAUAACAAAUCUUCAUUCAGUAACAGGAUGGGACCCAAUAUCCAUUAUAACAAGGUUUUGGAUAUAUCAAAUCUUCCUUUUCCUCUCAAUUUUACGAAAGGUGGAGGGAGCAAGCAUGGUGGAUUGCUGAGUUUGUAUCUGACUCACCAACAAGGCUUUGAUUAAUGGAGAAAAAGGAGCAUUUUGGCCCUUCCAAAAGUAGGUUAACCAAAUAAGUUGACUACUAGUACUUAUCUGCUCCAGUUUUUCAACAUAUUCUCGAUAGUGGGUUGGCAAGUACACAGCCAAUAAACUCGUCUACUUGCUUGCAUAUAAAGAUGCACAAUUCACUUCAUAAAUACAGACAAUUCUUUGCCAUUACUCAGUACUUACCUGCAUAGAGAGCUUCCUGCUUCCCAAUGGCUAGUACUGUUCUUCCCAUCUUGGCUUCCCCUUUCAUCAUUUUCUACCUCCUCUCUUCCUUUUCCACCAUUUUGGUCACUGCAGAAGAUCAGGGCUAUGCAAAAAGCCUAGACCCGAAACUACUUAGGCUCGAGAAACAACAGCUUACCCGCUUUCAUUUCUACUGGCAUGAUAUCGUCAGUGGCAGCAAUCCCACAGCUGUUCUAGUUGUGCCUGCACCCUCCAACACUUCAACAGCCUUUGGUUUAGUGAGGAUGUUUGAUGAUCCAUUAACCGUGGGAACAAACAUGAGCUCAGGACUGAUUGGAAGAGCACAAGGGUUUUAUGCCUCUGCUUCACAAAAAGACCUUGAACUAUUAAUGGUUAUGAACUUUGCUUUCACCGAUGGGAAGUACAAUGGUAGCAGUAUCACCAUCCAAGGGAGGAACCCGGUGUUCGACAAGGUGAGGGAGUUGCCGGUCAUCGGAGGCAGCGGACUUUUCCGGUUUGCUAGUGGUUAUGCUGAGAUCAGGACUCAUACAUUUGAUAUCAACACAAGAGAUGCAGUAGUUGAGUACAAUGUCUCUGUGUUGCAUUAUUGAUGUUCUAAGACCGUUUGUGGUGGGCUAUGUUGUUGGGGUGAUAUCUUUCGUGUACGUUGGUCACUUUUGACUACUUUUAAGCCAAGCUGGCCUGGUUUGCCUUGUAUCUACAUACUGCUUAAAAUAAAACAAAUGGAUUACAAAGACUUUUUCAUUACUAUUAUAACACA